This is a messenger RNA of Styela clava, 2785 nucleotides long. RefSeq names its product BTB/POZ domain-containing protein 8-like. NCBI's taxonomy places the organism in Eukaryota, Metazoa, Chordata, Ascidiacea, Stolidobranchia, Styelidae. The record is from RefSeq and is a predicted model, not a curated record. Gene Ontology annotation, molecular function: protein binding.
CUUUAAUGUUUUGUAAAUAGAUCGACUUUUCAUUCUGUGUUUGAAAUUGGAAUGUUAUCACCAGAUCUUUGAAGAUGGAUUUGACUAAAACUAAAUUAUCUAAGAACCUCGCUCGAACGUUAGAAAAAGAUGUAAAAAGCUUUUCUGAUAAUCUCACGGAGAUGACAGGUUCACUCCCACCAAAUCUCCUUCAGUCGAAGCUUUUGUUACAUUCCGAUCUUCCAUCACCGUCAUGUGAUCUUGGACAAAAGCUGUUAAAUGAACUCCUCCAUCCACAAGCAUCUGAUAUUGUACUGAAGGCAGAGAACGAAUGCUUUCUUUGUCACAAAGAAGUUUUGAUGACAAGAUGUAGUUAUUUCAAAGCAAUGUUUCAAAAUACAUGGACUGAGAAAAACUCAAAAGAAAUAACUCUAAACAAUGUAAAGCCGGAAGCUGUGGCAGCUUUAUUAUGUUUUCUUUAUGGAGCAUCAAGUGAAUUGCAAAGAUUUUGUCCAUUGCUUGACAUUCUUCAGAUCGCAGACAUGUAUGGAAUGGCAGAAUUAACAACUGUCGCUAAAUAUCAUAUUAAAAGUGAAAUGUGUCAUUCGUUUCAUAGACCAUGUAAAGAUUGUAUAGCAAACGCACCAGAAGUAAUUCAACUUGCUUCAUUUUUUUCACUCAAUGAUUUGUUUGCCGCUUGUUUGAAAUGGAACACAAAAUAUUUCUACAAGUUAUGGCCGAAUAAAGGAUUUGCUUCAAUGCAAGUCGAUCUACGAGAAAAAUGUGUGAAAGCAGUUAUGGAUUCGUUAAAUGAUACCAAUGCAAUAAGUUUACUUAUGGAGACUGAUAAGUUUCUCAGCAGUAUUACACGAGUGCAAUGGACCAAACCGGUAGUUGCUAUGGGAACAACUUUAAUGACAUCAUGCUGUGACUACAUUGCAUUACGCUUCUUAGCAUUGGUCAGAAACAAAACACUCAUGAUAUUAUUUGAGGGUAUAGGCUGGAAAACCGAUGUUGUUGAUCGAAUAUUAACUCAGAUUAGUUCUCAACUUUCAAUAGAAAAUGUUUGUGGUUGCCAUCUUGCUGUCAGUAGAUUGAUUUAUCUUUCUGAUAAAGAGAGUUGGAACCAGGAAUUCUCAACCAUGUUACUAAACCUAAAGAUAACAGUUUGGAGUUUCCUGGUUUCGAACUAUUUUGCCGUUAUUCACACUGAAUCUUGGAAUAUGUUGUCAGCAACUGAUAAAAUGACUCUCAAGUCUGAAACUAUAUGUCAAGGAGACACGAGCAAAAAAUUAUCAAAACGUCCUGUUCUAUCAAGUUCAUUGAACAAAAACUCGGUUAAACCUUUGAAACAAACUGCACCGGUUAAAAACGAUCAGAAAAAACAGAUUGCUAAAGCAAAAGCGAAGAAUCAAAACAUGAAGUUAUCUUGCAACAAUAAAGCAACCAAUAGCAACAACACACCUUCUUGUUCUGAGUCUCGUCGCAGUGAAGCAGUUAAACUUCCAACAUUGUUGCCUCCAAUUAUUGCCAGACAAGAGUUGUUGUAUGGAUGGUUCAUUGAGGAAGUUGUUACGAAACCUAUCCCUACAUAACCUUAAGUCAUGCUGUCAUGCAAAUAAGGGAAUGGAGGCAUGGAGUGUUUACUUUGUGAUUAUUAUGUAGGAAUAGGUAAAAGUUGCACUCAAAUGUCCUACCCCAUUUUGCUAAUGUAUUGUAACCGGAUGUUGUACUGUAUCCUACUUUAUUAUAUAUUAUUUUGAACUCUGCACACUUCUAGCGCUGGGAAUUAUAAAAUAAUAUUGUCAUUCAUUAAUGCUUUGAUCUGCAAUAUUAAUGUGUAUCUGUUGAUAUACAGUUUUACAGUGAAAUUAUUUUUCAAGAGGUACCGUGAAUGUUUGAAUAAAAUUGUUUGUCAUAUUCCAUCUAUUCCAGCACAUAUUCAAAAAUUUGACAAUAGUAAAUUUUUUUUCUGUCGAAAGUUUUGAAAUUUAUUUGCAAAACAUUUUUUUAUUUGCCUUUUACUCAGAACAAGGCUCAGUAAAGACAUCUACUACCAGUCAAGGAGCUCAAUACUGUAUUUAAUAUACUGUGUACAAUCAGGUUUCAAUUCAUACCUCCUGCCUAUUAGGGCUUAAGCGGUGCAAUCAAUAUAUCAGUUCCUGAAUGAAUUAACAAACUUUUAUUCCUCAAUGUCUUUUUUUUGUUCUUUUUAUCUCUGCUCAGUAAAUGUUCCAAUGUACUAUAUGCUUGACGAAAAGCAAUUUUUCAUGAUCAAACUAAGAAUAUCUAUCAACUUUGCACUGUCUGCUUUUUUAUCAUGGUUGUAUCAUGCCAGUAAAAUUAAUAUAACUGCACCCUAUUUUUUGAAUUAAAUGUAAAAUUAUCUCGGACAUACUUCAUGCCAUUUAAGUGUUUCUUUCGAGAAUAAUAGUCUUAAUAUAAUCCAUGGUUACUUAUGUCGUAACAACUUACUCAAAUGAAACGUUAUAUUCCUGAGUCCAAGAAAUUUUACCAGGAAACUAAAAAACAAUUGAAAAUUACCUGCUAUUGUUAAAUGCAAUGCAUUGUUUCUACUGCUUGAAAUUCCAUUUUCAUUGCCUUUAAGAACCAAUCUUUAUUACCUGUCUGGUGCAGAAUGCUUCAUAUUCACUAAGACUAAAUAUUUUUUUAUUUGUGGUACUUUAUAUAAUUACUGCCCAUGCUCUUCAUAUUUAUUUGAUAUUUUUUACAUUCAUUCCUGUACUGCUACACCUUGUCACUGUGCAUGUUGAAAUUGUAUGGAAUAAAAAUGUAACGUCUGAAA